AGGCCGCCACCCUACCAGGCGAGGUGGCCAGUUAUUGCGGGGAGAGGGGGGACUCGGCGCCAGGCUCCCACAACCGGAUACCCUACCGCAGGGGGCGCCCCCCGCAUGUCCCCCGUCGACCACGAAGGAGACGAAGGGGGGGGGGAGCUCAGGUGAAAAGCCAAGCCGAGCACGACCGCUCCGUGGCGGCGAGAGGAAGGGACCUCCUUACCUUGCUGAGGACUCCGCAGAGCUCAACAGGCGGCCCGGACUCGGUCUCGGGAUCCUCUUCGGAGCCCGAGGAAUUCCAGCUUUGGUUGUCCGACAUGGAGGCGCCUCCCUCACAGCCGUUGCCAGCGGGCAGCGAAGCGACGAGGCCGCCGCGGGAGCUCGCUCUACCUGCCUGGCGCCUCUCUCCGCGAGGCUCCGCUGUUGCUCUCGCCGCUGCUCUCGCUGCUGCUGCUGUCGCCGACGCCGCCCCAGCCCUUCUGCCUGUCCCCUUCUGGCCGACGCCGGGACCGCAGCGCCCGACUUAACCCCCAACCCCGCUCAGCGCACGCUGGCAGAUAGUGCCGACCAUCUGAAGCAGCCACGCCGCGGAGCGAGCGCUCGCCUCUCUCUCUCUCUGUCUCUCUCGUCUCUUUCCUCAAAGCGACACUGCUGCUGCCGCCGCCACCGCUCCCGCCGCCAUCUUACUCGAGAAACUCGCUCUCAGCCACUAUAAUUCGCCAAGCCCUACCCGCCCUGGCAGCGAAGGCUUAUGGGUAACGGCAUGCUGGGAGGUGUAGUCCGCUGAGGGGUUGCUUUCUGGCGGCGCGCUGCCCUCUGGGAAACGGGGCGGGGUCGGUGGAACCAGCGAGUCGUCGCGUUCCUCGGGGCUUCUUGGGUGCUGUAGUUCUUGGGCGCGGGAUUCUCAAGACGCCGGCCGUCGUCUGUUCUCUUUUCUAACGCCUCGGGUGGUCGCCAUCUUGGCGCGGCUUAAUUGUUGCGGAAGCGGGGGCUGGUGAGAGACUGAGGUGUGUCUACCUGAGCUUUGCUUUCCCUUCGCCUGCUAUAUUGCUCUUCUCGCCUCCCCUGAAAGGGAACUUUUCUCUCCACACCUCGUUUAGAAACAAAUAUGGGAAGGGAAGCGAAGGAGUUCCUUCUCAGCAAUGGGGCAGCUGCCUGUGUAGCCACAUAUAGGCAGAUAAACACAUAUAGGGGUUUUUAGUGGCUCCGGGCAGCCGUGCAUAUGUAGUGUGUGCAUAACCGCUUAAACCGAAGGAAAGGGAAACUGCAGUCCUUUGCAAUAGCUACGUGGGAGAAAUAGUUAGGAAACAUGCACAGCAGGCUCGCUCCGUAAGAGACAGGCAGAGACGCCUCUGUUGCCAUGGUUCGUUCCCAAGUGGCAGAAGCCGAUUUCAGAUUUUUAUUUAUUUUACCAUGACAUUUUGUGGCGCUGCUAAUUGUGGGGGGAUGAGAAAUGUGCUUGGUUUUGGACUAGGCUAGAGCAGGGAAAAGCAAUUUCGCAUUUUGGGGGGAGUGUGCAAAAUCAUCCAGCCUUAAGGAACUAAAAUGCAUCUUGCGGUAUACGCUGCCCUCUUCACAGGUAGCCAGUGAAACGAAGUUGUUUAUUAGACUUAUUAUAGCCACCUAUCGAUAAACACGCAUGGGGUGGCUGACAGCAAACAUACUAGAAUCACAAGACCGUAUGCAGUAGUAAUUAAAGCUUAGUAAUCAACAAUAAAAGGCAGCAACCCCCUGCCCCAAAAUAACUACCUGUAUAUUUGAUUUCCUCCAGCUGUUUUCCCAUUUCCCAUUAUAUCUUAAUCUACAUUCAACAGUAUAAUGUAGAUUAAGAUAUAAAGGAAAGGAGGGCAGGGGUGUAGCAAGGGGGGUGCAGUAGGUGUGAUCUGCCCUGGGUGUCCCCACUGAGGGGGGUGACAAAAUGGCAGGCGGCACUCACUAUGGGGCCUGCAGCGCACUAGAGCCACACACCUCCGGCGCCCAUAGGCUCCACACUGUCCUCCCACUAUCCCCCCCCCCCAGCUUUAGGGCGGCUGAGGCCCUGUGGCGGGACCUGUCCCGUCCCUCCCUAAGGGCGCCGCGCCCCCCAUCCCUAUAGGCAGUUCGCCCUGCCCCUGGGCGCACUGCCCCAGGUGCCCGAGAGGCUUCCACCAUUGCUGAAGGGGGGAACUAGAUGGAGGAAAUAGACUAUGCAGUUACUUUUGGAAGUAUAGUGGUACCUCUGGUUACGAACGCUUCAGGUUACGAGUGCCACUAACCUGGAAGUAGCUGCUCCUGGUUGCGAACUUUGCCCCAGGCUGCAAACAGAAAUCAUGCGCUGGAGGUGCACGUGCAGCAGGAGGCUCCAUUAGCGAAAGCACGCCUCAGGAUAAGAACGGUUUCAGUUUAAGAAUGGACCUCCAGAACGAAUUAAGUUUGUAACCAGAGGUACCACUGUACAAGGAACCAUGGAAAGAGAAGAAGGGAAGUCAUUGGAUGUACUGUUGUGUAUUUAAUGAUGGAAAAUGUAUAUCUGAAAAUUUAAUAAAUACAUUUAAAAAACAAAACAAUAAAAUAACUUCCUAAUAAAAGCAUAAAAUAGUUUGCAGUAUGGUGUUAAAAAACUGCUUAAAAACCUCAGAAAAUCUUCCCCUGUUACCAAAAAGGCUGUAAAGGAGAGGCAUCUUUGCAGAAUUUGUUUUGAGACUCAGAUGCCACUUCCAAAAAGGCUCUGUGGUAGCUCCAAGGUUUUCAGCAACUCAACCUGGUAGCUGCUGUGUCAAAUCAAUAGCCUAUCUAGCGCAGCAUUUUGUUCUCACAGUGGCCAGCCAGAUGCCUGUAGGAAGCCCACUAUUGCAGAAAAAUGUUACAGUUCUCCCCUAUUUAUACCAACAACUAGUAUUCAGAGACAAACUACCUCUGGUAUUAAAGAUAAUGAAUAGCCUUGCCAAGAAUCCUGCUGCAGAAAUUCCAUGCAGAUGAGUAAGUGACCUGGUAGAAUCGUGAUAUAUUUAUUUGGUCUCCAUAAUAGCCAUGGAGCAGGAAAGCCCCUUUAUGCACAUCUAACACAGGAACUAAAUAGGCUGGUGCAAGACCUCUCUGAUAGAAGUUCUUUUUAUUUUAUUUUUAACUAUCCUGUGGAUAAGAGGGCUGGUAAAUUUGUUUGUAGGCUAUUAACUUUUGUGGGCUUCUUUGCAAGACUGCAUUAGAACAAGUCUUUGUAGAAGAGGAAACAGUAUUACUUAAAGAAACAGGAAGAUCUGGUGGCAGGGAUCUUGUUGCAGAAAAUAGGAAUUUUGGGAAUUAUUUAUGAAGCUUGAUCUAGGGUGGAUGAAGAUUUGAAAUUAUAUCAAGCCUAUUUUUAAAUGACAGUUUAAAAAAAAACAUAGCAAACUAAUAGCCUGAUCUAUUGUUUUAGACAAAAAAUACUGUUUUGAGUUGCAUUAAUAGAAACACAGCAUCCACCACUUAGGGAGUAACCAUCUUCUGCUUGGCUUUGAUCAUGCUUUUGCUGGAACGAUUUUGUCUUGUGUUGAUAGCCACACCUAAGGAGGAUGCAGACAAACUGGCGACAGUUCAGAGGAGAGUAGAAAUAGAUAAGAAUGUGAGAAAUUGGCUGUAAGAAAUAGGAAAGGAAGAAUUGCCUGCCUUGUGAAAAUAGUAUUAAUGACAAGGUAUUUUAGAAGAGUUGCCAUAAGGAAGUGAAGAACAAUUGUUCCCCUUUUGCUGCCCUUUGCCUUGUUAGAAAUCUUAGGAUAAUUUCCAGUGCAAAGCCAACAAACCAGGAAUAAUGUUUUGCCUAGAAAUGUUGCUAAAUUGCUACUUUGGAGAGUUUGGAAAAGCAACUUUUAGGGAAUAUGUUUCCUGUUGCAGUAUGUAACCUGACACCUGAAUUCCCAAUGUAAAUUAAUUUGCUAUUUAUUUUUAAACAAACCUUUGGCUGCUUAUGGGACGCAGGUGGCGCUUUGGCCUAAACGACAGAGCCUAGGGCUUGCUGAUCAGAAGGUCGGCGGUUUGAAUUCCCACCACGGGGUGAGCUCCCGUUGCUCAGUCCCUGCUCCUGCCCACCUAGCAGUUCGAAAGCACGUCAAAGUGCAAGUAGAUAAGGUAGGAGGUAAAGGUAGGAAGGUAAGGAACGCCGUUUCUGUGCGCUGCUCUGGUUCGCCAGAAGCAGCUUAGUCAUGCUGGCCACAUGACCCGGAAGCUGUAUGCCGGCUCCCUCGGCCAAUAAAGCGAGAUGAGUGCUGCAACCCCAGAGUCGUCUGCGACCGGACAGGGUUCCCUUUCCCUUUCCUUUGGCUGCUUACAGAUGAAGAGCUGUGGGGAUAAUUUCCCCUUUAGCACUGCAGUGGUACCUUGGUUUAAGAACAAAUUAGUUUAUGAACAACUUGGAUUAAGAACGCUACAAACCCGGAAGUAGGUGUUUUGGUUUGUGAACUUUGCCUUGGAAGCAGAACAUGUUGAGUGUGUUCCAUUUGUAAAUUGAGUCCCCUGUUGCUAUGGGAAAGCACGCCUUGGUUUAAGAAAGUUUUGGUUUAAGAACGGACUUCCGGAACGGAUUAAGUUUGUAAACCAAGGUACCACUGUAUUGUGACACACAUCCAGCUUGAUUAUUGUAAUGGGUGAUGGGCAAGAGAUUUGUAGUUGUGGGAGGAUUACUGUUCACCCUCUGCUUCUAACUGUAGAAGCUUUCCGUGUAUAGGUGGUAGCCUAGGCCUGAUACCCAACAGCUUCUGAUCUAGGCAAAUUAAUCUCUAUUAAUAAAUAAAAUAAGAUAAGAUAAAUAAAUAAAAAUAGCCUUGCACAGUUUGAUUGGGCCAGGUUUCCAGAAAUACCUACAUGACCAUUUAUAGGCAAAUGUAGAUGGAAAUAAUAGAAUUGUUGAGUUGGAAAGAGACUACAGGGGCCAUCUAGUCCAACCAUUUGGCAUCUUUGCUGCUGAAAACAAAGGUGUGUUUCCCACAGUAAUAGUAAUUUGCAACACUGUCCUGGGUAUAUAGCUAAUUACAGGUUGGAUUUACAAUUUUACCCUUGACAAUUAACUGAGCAAAUUACAUAAUUGCUUAUCUUGAAGGUGUGUACUUAGAGGGCUUUCUCUGUUCCCUCCACAUCCUAUACAUGGUACUGAGGUGUCUGAAAUUAUGAUGACCAGGAAGAGCAAGUAUAUUGGAGGGGCUACUGGGAAAGGGGUAGUGUAGCUCUUACAUUCCUCCCUCUUUCAGUUUCUUUCCUUCUCAAUGUCCCUCACAUCAGGUCUACAGUAUUUUGUUUUUACAGUAAGAAUGAAUAGUUCCCAUUAAAUUGAUGGGUGUAAAAUAAACUCUCCAUUAACUUCUGUGGCACAAAGCUACUGGCUGGGCUGCAGUAGCUCAGUGGUAAAGGGCUUUCAGUUCCAUGACUUCACAAAUUCAAACUAUGCAGAUACUUUGGAUACUUUUAUAGCUUAAGGAGAAGAGGAGGUAUACAGGCCAUUGUCUAUGGAUGUUACUACCAUUUAGAAAACAAAUGAAAAACCUAUAUUACAUUUUGGCACGUUUCAUUGUCUCAUAAAUUACAGUUGCCCUAUUUGUUGAUGCUUCAACAUAAUCUUAUUUCUAAAGCAUUUUAAGCCUUGCUUUCUCUAUAGCUUCAAGCUAAGAUUUUCUCCAUCCACAUUUGUAUAUGCCAAAUGGUACGUUAGCCUGCAUUUUGUGUGGGUGCAAGGGAAGCCUAAAGGAUUUGUAUUCAAGUUCUUGUCAGCUCUGAUGGAACCAAAAUAAUCUGAAUAACCUGUCAUAAUUGAAAAAUGCUAGCCUAGAUUAAUGCUAUCAAAAGAUCACUCUGAACUACAACCAUUUGAAGGAAAUUAUGCCUAGAACGUCAGUUUUGCUAGUCUAUGGUUAAAAAUAUUCAGUUGUACACUAUAAUAUAUUGUGCAUUACAAGAGCUGUGCUUAAGAUGCUUACGCUUGCUCUCAUUGCUAAAUGAAGGCUAUAACAAUGCUGUAGUUUUAGCCAUUCAUCUGAAAGAGCCGAAGGCAAACCAAACAUCCUAAGCUCCUGAGCACAUGCAAGCUAAUCACACUUUCUCCUUGACAUUAUUACUAUUCUUGAAACUGACAAGAAUCUUGUGUUCCACCAGGGCUCUUAAAAAUUUCAAAAGCUCUACUGAGUGGAAAGAAUGCUCCUGAUUGUUCCAAAGGAUUUUAUGAGUGGAUACAAACAGUGCCUCUCUAGGAUUCUUGUAUUUAGGAGCCCAGAUAUGGGUGGAGGUGGUUUGAUGAUCCUUAAGCUUUGGUGAAUGCCUUUUGCUGAAUUGAGUUUCACUUUAAUAGUUAGCUAAAAAUCUGCUUUAAGGAUACCUCUUUAUAAAAUAAAGAUUAGUACUCCACUUGAAGAAAAGUCAAAGAAUUAGAAUUAAGUAGAAUGAAGAAUUUGAAAGGAUAGACAUUUAGUAUAAACAUUCUUAAGUAACAUAAUUAUAACUGAACUUUACCAACUUUGGUAGUAUAGAAAAUACUCCUGUGCUCUAUGUUGUUACCAUAGAAAUUUAGCAGAUCGAAAUUCAUGUACUGAAAAUCUUCCAAUGCAAUUGACUUAUUUUUCCUAUUUUUAUUUUUAUCUUUUGGGCUAUGGUUCUAAGGGUGUGUACAAUCCAUUCAAAAAGUAAAAUAAAUCUAUAAUAAUAUGAAGUACAGUUAUUUACAUUAUAUACUGUAAAGGGAAAUCUUGGCAGCACCCUGAGAUACGAGACACACUUCUUCUGCUUCAUAAUUGGGUAGAAGGUGAAAAGGGUGCUUAGUAGCUGCAUUGAGUGACAGGAGGAUGUUGUAGGAGGUUACCACGGGGUGGUUUGUGUGCAGGGGAUUGCACAAAAGGAGUGGGGAAGCAUGAAGAUGGGGGCUGAAGGUGAAAAGGAGUGCAAAGCAGGGCUGCAGAAUAGAAGAGAAGUGGCUUCAGAUAUGGAACUGGGAAGUUGAAAAGCAAGCUUGGUGGUUGCAUGGAGUGGGAAGGGGAAACUUUAGGAGAAUAGGAGAACAGCAGGGGGCUGGCAAAUGGAAUGAGCAGGAGUCCAGCCCCUAAUGUGUGCUGUGGAACCGAACCAUUACAGCACUGAGUACACUUUUGAGCAUUCAUAGAGCAGCAGUAGUCACUACUGUAUUUCACACCCACAAUUCUUUGUAGCGAGGCUGUUGUCUCCUGAUGUUACCACCACAGCUGAAUAGUAGGGAAGAAAGGGCCAGACUUCAGAGCACUGAUAGCUCUGCUGACACUGCCACGGUAGCAGAGGAGUUGCCACAACCAACAGGGAGGGCAUCCACGGGCCACAUAAAAAGGUUCCCCUCUCUUGUACUGUAGCAUUAUGAUGUGAUAAUGUCAGUACAGUGGUACCUCGGGUUAAGUACUUAAUUUGUUCUGGAGGUCCGUUCUUAACCUGAAACUGUUCUUAAUCUGAUGCACCACUCCUGCUGUCGCUGCGCCACCGCUGCACGAUUUCUGUUCUCAUCCUGAAGCAAAGUUCUUAAACCGAGGUAGUAUUUCUGGGUUAGCGGAGUCUGUAACCUGAAGCGUAUGUAACCUGAAGCAUAUGUAACCUGAAGUGUAUGUAACCUGAGGUACCACUGUAGUACAUCUAGCAAAAUUAUGCAGUUUGUUUUUUUCAGGGCAAGAACUGAGAAUCUGUUCAGUUGGUUGUGCAAUGGAAAAUGCAGAUAAAGGCAAUGCUUCUUCCAGAGAGGGACUUCUGCUUAGACUGGGCCUCAAUGAUAACAAAGCUGGAAUGCAGGGGCUGGAUAAGGAGAAGAUCAACAAAAUCAUAAUGGAAGCUUCCAAGGUUUGUUUGUAUAAACUCUCACAAAUGCUUUAGCUAUUCACAGGUAUUGAUUACAUUCAAUAAAAACUGUAGGGUUUUUACUAGCAUGCUUUAUUGUUUAGUGAAGAAGGCAAGGUAUCCUCCACAUCCAUUUUUUGGGGGGAUGUGUAUCUGUGUUAAGAGAAUAUGUCUGCAGGCAAGUACUGACUCAUCUUUAAUCUCUGUGCAGUGCUUAUCAAAUUUUAGGCACGCUGUAAAUUAAAAUGAAGCUGAAUUAUUAUUUCUAAUCAGUGUGAGAUGCCAAAUAAUUGAUUGCUUUUUAAAAUUGCUGCCUUCUGUGCAAAUUUUGAAUAUUGUGCAUGUAACACAGAUGUAAUGUUGCAAUGCCUAUGAAAUGUUGUGUUUGGUAACAUUAUGCUAGCCUAGUGCAAUAUUUAUAACAUUUUACCAUGUUGCUCAGUGGCUUAUCAAAAAUAAUGCAUCAUCACAUAAACAAAAUGUGCGUGCAAAUUAAUAUUCAGGCAGCGUCUUUUGCUGGUGCUCUGUGUAUCUUCAUAUAAUUUUUAUGGAGUGACUCCACUUCCACCUUCAUUUGCUGCUAACUGCUGUGAUGUCUGGCAUCCUGAAAGCUGGCGUAACAAAUACUGGGGCUGACUAAAUUUUUAAAAUGUGUUUUUAAUGUUCUCUAUAACUUAAAAAUAAUUAUGUAAGAAUUAUAUCAAACUGCACUAGACUAGAUAAGGCUAAUGAUGGAUAUUAAAUAAUUUAAAUCUAUUUUGCAGGGUUCUAAAUUUUAUGAAAAUGAGCUGAAGAAGGAUCAACAAGUUAAUGAGCGAAUUGAAAAAAUCCUGAAAUUAAAAAGUAAAGUAACCGACCAACAGCUUAUGAAAGCACAGAUAAAGGUAAUAUGUAUAAACUUGAUUCAUUUAGGAGAGGAAAGUAUUUUUAGGCAACCCAUGGUAUUAGCCUCUUAUGUAAACAUGAAGUUAAGAUUACUUUUGACAAAGUAUUACCACUUAAAUAAAUAAAAGCUUGUUUGAUAAACCUGAAUGAUAUGUGAAGCAAUCUCUUGACCAAACUCAAUGUGCAUACUUCUGAAGUGCCUAAACUCGUCUUUCAAGUCUGCUAACCUUCAGCUUUAAUGCUCUCAGAAGCUAUUGUUGAAUUUCUAUUCUUGUCAUGGUGGGAGUGAGGAGUGAGGUCAGUGCAUACCUUCCCAGCAAUCUUGACCAUUAUGACUGAGGAAAAAAAUCUGUAAAUACCAGUGGUUUAGAUACAGAAAAAAUAGAUUCAAAUUUAGGUUCUUUAAUUUUAUUUAUUAUGCAAUUCUGGGAGCACUUUGGAAUUGGAUUUAAUAUAAUGAUUUGGUAGUUUAAAAGGAAAACAGAAUAGAAAAACUGUGGGAGAAAUUUAUAUUAUUGUUCCUCCUUACUUCAAAAGCUAUUCCGUACCUGUGAUUAUAUUCAAGAUCUUAUGCUCAUAUUCAUAUUGUUGGUUUUUAAAUAUAUGUUAUAAGGUAUAUUAUCAACAAGUAGAUUUAUGUAUAAAUCUUCCAAUCACCCAAAGUGAUUUGGGUUCCCGCCCCUUAGCUGAGCAAGCCCCAGGGUCCCUGCUGCUCACCCGCAGGACCUCGGAGCUUCUUUGUAAGGUUCUUUUGGGGGGCAGGAAGGCUCCCACCCCCCACCUGGGCAAGCCCCAUACCUCUCCAGCUUGCACUUGAGGCAUUGGGGCUCGCUCAGCUGGGUGUUUGGGAGCUGUUUAAAGAUCGCGGGUAAAACCACCACUGCUCCUGAGUCCCUCUGCUACCAGCGGCCCAAUGUUGAAAGCGGCACUGGUAGCAGAGGGACUCAGAAGCGGCGUCGGUUUCACCCCCAAUAUACCGUAAGGUGAAGCCACCAUCAUGGUCUGCCCCUCAUACUGGUCCUGGAUGUUGUAUCAAUACACCGCCAAGGCCUAAUUCAGAUGCAUGGCUUAUAUUCACAGGGAGCCAUGCAUGUAGUAUUGUGGGCCCAAUGUUGUAGAACUCCCUUCCCAUUCAGGUCAGACAGGUCCUCUUCCUGUUGAAAUUCUGCCACCUACUGCAGCCUUCUUUGUUUCUGCAGGCAUUUUAGAUGAAGUUUUAACCACCACCACCACCCCGUUCUGUACUGUAUUUCUUGUACACUGCUUAGAGACUAUUGUAGUUAAGCAUUACAUAAAUUGCUUAAAUAAAUAAAAUAGCCAUACUAAGUUUAUAUUAGAGCUUCAUAUGAGUUACUCUGAGCCCUUCUUUUCCCCAUACACAGAGUGCAAGAUUGGUACCACAAUUACCAUAUGUAUGUGCACCAUUUUCCCAUGCCACGAUAAACGAACAAAAAGUAGCAUAGAAGCCACGUGGUGGUUGCUUCGUAAGACAAACCUCAGUGACUUGGGACAUUGAUUAGAAGCUGUAAUGUCAUUUAUUCCACAUCAUUGCAAACUGAAUGAUUUGUAGUGGCAUGGGGAGGUCAUGAAGCAAGGCCCAUUAUGUCUUUACAUUGUUUAUCUUUGUGUGUAAAGCUGUAAAGCACUCCUAAAAUAGUUAACGUCUAAAGUGCCAAAGCUAUUCUUAUAGUCUUGGCCAAAUCAGAUACUGUUUUCCCGCACAGCUAGAUUACCGAAAUAUCUUUUCCAUUUGUCUCUGUAUAUUAUAUUACUUUCCUUUAGAGUGUUAUAUUGAUAAGAAUCAUUGUAUGCCACAAGAAAAUUUAUCUAAUUCUAUCUAAUGGUAUAUAUUUACUUAUGUGCAGAUGGAUAAGCUUGCAAUGAAGUUAGAUCAGAGCCGUGAUCUUAGCUGUACCAUUGUACACAUUGACAUGGAUGCCUUUUAUGCAGCUGUUGAACUGAGAGACAAUCCUGAAUUGAGGGACAAGCCCAUAGCAGUGGGGUCAAUGAGUAUGCUGGUAAGGUGGAAUAUAACGUUUGCUACAAUUCUCUCCCCACACCGCCCGAUAUUUCCAAGUAGCUUGUUUCUAAACUUGUGGUAAAGAGAUAUUCAAGCUAAAAAGUUAGUUCAGAAAACUAUGUUUGUUUGUUUAUUACAUUUUAAUCUCACAUUUUCCCUCAGUAAGUUUAAGGCAUCAUGCAUGGUUCUCUCACCACCAUUUAUUUUCAUGAAAACCCAGUAGAGUAAGUUAGGCAAGAGAUAGUGACUGGCCUAAGGACACCCAGUGAGAUUCAUGGCGGGUGGGGAUUUGAACCUGGCAGUGUACAUAAUACUGGCUUAAAACAUAGCUAGGUAAGUCACUCUUUUUCUCAAUUUGGACUGCUGCUGGUUUGGGGGGAAAACACAUCAAAGCACAGUGUUUCCUAAGGAACGAAAAGACAGAUACAGGAUAGGUGUGGAUUUUGGCAGAUUUUGGCAAACCGGUGGUGGGAGUACGCUGAAUGCAUAAUAAACAAGAGUGUGUAUAUAGCCAUAGUCAAACAGUCUAACUGCAUCAGGGGAACCCUUUUUCAGCCUGAGUACUACAAAUCUUUCUGGGUAACCUUCCAAAAGCCACAAGACAUUUGUGGGUGGGGCCAGCAGCAAAAGUGGGCAGAGCAACAAAUGUCACUUUUACCUUUAUAUGGUGGGCUAGUUUCUAUACAAAGCCACAUGCUCCUGUUAGUCCUCCAGCUGAACAAGCAAGAGGCAUGUUCAAGGGCACAUUUUAUCCAGGCCAAAAUACUAAAGGUGCAAAAUAGAUUCUGUGAGGAGUGUGGCCUGGGGAGUAGUCUGAGAGCCAAACAGAGCGGCAUGGAGGACCACAUUUGGCACUCAGGAAUGAGGUUUCCCAUACUGGCUCAAUAUAUUGGUAUCUGUAGGUAAACUCGCCUCCUUUGAGCUUAUAUUGAACUACUGGUUGAAACUGUUGCAUUUAUGGAGUUGAACUUACCUAGGCCAGAUCCUAAGAUACUAACAGAAUAUUUCUAAAAAUGCUUAGUUAGAUCUCCAGGUCAGCUGCAAGUGGCCAUCUUUUUUCUUUUGCACUGAUUUUGGUGAUUCUACAUUUGCCCAGGGACUCAGCUAUACAGCUGCAAAUAAGACGUUUUAAAUGUGUGGUAAAGUGCAGUAUAUUAAUGUGACACUAGAUGGUGAAAGUGAGCUAUGCAAAAAUCAAUGAAUUUUUCAAAACAUUUUUUAAAAAUAUAUUUUCACAGCUUUUUUUAAAUAUAUGUGUAGAUUCCACCCAGCAUACCUAAUUAGUUACUGUAUUCUGACCGCAAUGGCUUCAGUGCAUGAUUUUAAAGUAUGUCUUGUCUUUUUAAGUCCACUUCAAAUUAUCAUGCCAGAAGAUUUGGGGUACGUGCAGCCAUGCCUGGGUUUAUUGCCAAGAAACUCUGCCCACAUCUUACUAUAGUGCCAUUAAACUUUAAGAAAUAUGAAGAAGUAAGUAAAGAGGUACGUAAUUUCUUCCCACAGCAGAAUGCACAUAGAUUUAGAGUGCAAUCCUAACCCCACUUACCCAGGAAUAAGCCCCAUUCAAUUCAGUGAGACUUGCUUCUGAGUACACAUGGCUAGGAUAUCAGCCUUGCUGAUUUUAUUUUGUUACACGUGUUCCUUGAACUGCAAAUGGUGAUUGUUAAGCUUCAUGUUUUAAUUUAUUAAGUUUGUUCUGAAAAAGUAAAGUGUUAAAAAUGCCUUUAUAGUUUGAUAAACAUAAUGGUUUGGUGGGGCACAUGCGGAUGUCGCUGUGAUCUAAACUACUGAGCCUCUUGGGCUUGCCAAUCGGAAGGCCAGAGGUUCAAAUCCACAUGAUGGUGGUGAGCUCCCGUUGCUCCGUCCCAGCUUCUAUCAUUGAAGGUCGAAAGCAUACCAGUGCAAGUAGAUAAAUAGGUACUGCUGUGGCGGGAAGAUAAAUGGCGUUUCUGUGCUCUCUGUCACUCAUCAUCGUGUCCCAUUGCACCAGAAGCAGUUUUGUCAUGCUGGCCACAUGACCUGGAAAGCUGUCUGUGGACAAACACCAGCUCCCUUGACCUGAAGUGAGAUGAGCGCCACACCUCAUAGUCUCCGUUGACUGGACUUAACCAUCCAGGGGUCCUUUACCUACCCUUUACCUUAUAGUUUGGUGGGAAGGAGGAGGAAAGGUACUUAUUCCCUCUUCAUGAUUGGAUGAAUUCCUUCUAACAGACCUAGCCUUAAGAUAAGGAAAUUUAUUUCCUCAAUUAGCACCUCCUAAUAAUGUUGUAUUGAAUAGCAUUCUCAUUUGAGAUUAGCAUUCUUUUCUGUCAACCUAUAUAAACUCUGAGAAGAAAUGGAUGCUUACUUAACAUACCCCUAUUCUCCCUUUAAAUGUGAGGAAACCAUUUUCUUCCUUUAAAUUUGAAGAAAAAAUGUUUUGAUUUUGCAAGUAGCAAAGAUCAACCAGUAUCUGUCACUUUAUCUUUGGUAUAUAAAUCUCAUCUUAAAAAGAGGUUCACACACAGUAAAAUAAUUACAUUCACACAUCUGAGUAAAUAACUUUACAUUUAUUUCUAGCGAGGUUGCUCUAACUGUGAACCAUAUGCAGUACAAAUUUGGAAAGUCAAUAAAUUAUUUAUGAUUUAAAAUUCUUCUAGUAUUGAUCAAUCAUAAUGGAAUUUUAAAAGAAUGAAUGAUACAGUGUUGGUAUUGACUGAAUGCAUGGUACUUCAAAUGAUUUUUUAAAAAUUUGUUUUUUGCUAUAGCAGCACAACUUUACAUUUUUUAAAAUUAUAUUUACCAAGGUUAGGGAAAUACUUGCUGAAUAUGAUUCCCACUUUAUGCCCAUGGGGCUUGAUGAAGCCUACUUGAACAUAACAGAGUACUUAGAAGAAAGAAAGAACUGGCCUGAAGACAAAAGGCAGCAUUUCAUCAAAACAUACAACUCUGCGCUAAAUGGUAAGCAAUUAUCUGGAACUGCCAGACCAAAAGAACAUUUUACCUUGCUUUUAUAUAUUAUGACUUGCUAAGUCAGGAAAUCAUGUGGCUAAAUAUUAGUUGUAAUUAUUAGCUGCUUGCAUGUAAUGCUAAUCUCGAAGCAAUUUAGUUGAAACACUUUAGGAAAUCACUAGUGAAGUUUCCUUUUUAAUAUUUCAAUUGUAAUUAAACUUAGUGGAAUUAAUGUUUUCAGAAGUGGGGAGUUGCAGCCAUCGUUAAAAGAGCAAUAGUUUGCCGACAAGUCUCAUGGUGCUAAUUUUCAGGGUAUCACUUUUUCAAAACAGUGUUGGCACCCAAGUGAACACUGCAUAGAAGCAAAUGUCACAACCCCCAUCCAGAGCAGCUGUCUGGGCUCUGAAUUCUGUUCAGAUGUGGAAGGCCUGGCCAGAUUAAUAAGACCAGCAGCAGCAGGAGGAGGAGAUGCUGGAAACUGAUACAGGCCCCAGCACCAUGACCAGACCUGGGAGUAUUGGACUGUGAUACUUUGAGUCACAGCCCUUUGAACUGGAAUUUCCAGAGUCUGUACCCUUGAAGCUUUUGUUCCUUAGGAAACAUCCAUCUCCACACUAGGGACUUUGCACAUCCCCAUUUUGACCUGUCAACACAGUCAUUGAACCUGUAGGGAAUUGGCUGAGAGAAUGGGAAAUAUUAGGCUACAGGCCAAAGGUCUUCUCCUUCAAGAUAUUACAUUCCUCAGCGAAGGAGCAGAGUCUGGGAGAGGUAAACCUGGCACUGGAGGAAUACAAAGCUUCAGUCCAGUCCUAGAUUUCAUUGGAGCAAGUUGCUCACAUGCUUCUCUUCACAGUGCUGCAGCUGUCAGGCCCCACAUUGCCCUAUGAACUUCUUAUCAAAGUUGAGACAAGUAGUAAGCUAUGGAUCAUGAUGUCACAGUCUGGAAUUCCAAGUGAAUUCUUUAUGCUGUUCUGCGCGAGAUUCCCCAUUUCAUUUCAGUUGGUGGCAUAAUUCAUUCAGAAUAGGUUAUUUCCUCACUGCAUUCUUGCUUAUGCUAAGCAGCUGAUGAGCAUCAACCAAGUGUUUAAUAAUUACCAGGGUGACACUCCAACUGUAUACAAUGUAUCAUGUUGCCCAACAGCUUCAGUUAUAACUGAUGAGCAGGCACUCAAUCAAUUCUUUACAAAGUUUUCUUACAACAGGUAAACUGGUCAAAACAGUUGAGAAACAUGUUAUUAUGUAAACCAUUCCAGUGUUUUUGUGAACCACUUUGAGCAUGGUUUUCCUAGAGAAAGCACCAUACAGAUGCAUGAUGAUGCUUUUUGAUAUGUGGGCUUAGAGUGAAUCCCAUUGUGAACCUGAACUGAAAGUGACUAAUACCAUAUAAGAAGUAAAUGCUGAAAGGGUUUUUUUUUUAAAUCUAAAGAAGUAUUAUCUAUGUAAAUGUACACAGUUUUAAUCCAUGCAAUUUUUUAUGUUGCUCAUUUAAAUGCAGUAAACAUACAGUACUCCUUUGUUUGGGCAGUAGCAGGACUUGGUUUUUCCAGCCUUGGGGUAAUUAGCAGUACAGUAAUAACAAUGAGAAUUUUUUGUCCUGUUUGUAAAAAAUAUUUACAAGAGCUUGGAAAAUGGAGGGAAAAGGAAGGUGGCAUUUACUUUUUGUGUAAGGGAACUAGCAAAUGAGAUUAGUUUUGCUUAUAGAAUUCUGAUAGCUUCUGACCCUUUUUAUUCUGAGGCAAGCAGAAUAUAGCAACACGUGAUUAAUCAAAUUUGAGUGAAGAUACAUAUGACUGUUCACCAGUCUUGUUUGAUGUUGAUACUCUGAUGUAUAAGCAGAUUGUUCACCCUUCUCUGCUGCACCUAGAACAACAACACCAACAGUCAACAACUCAGAUAAAGCCAGUUGUCUUUGGAGCAUCAGCUGAGGAAGUGGUGGAGGAAAUUCGCUUUAGGAUUGAACAAAAAACAAGACUUACUGCCAGUGCUGGUAAACAAAUUUAUAUUUAUAUUAUUACAAAUAUUUUAAAGUUCUGUAAUACUUCUCCAGUACAUCUCAAGAGUUUAAAAGUAGAUUCACAAGAUCCUUGUUAUGUGAAGAAAUGCACAGGUUCUUUUUACAGAAAAAAUUAACUGACCUAAACAUAACAACUUGCUAAAACUGCUGUAUCAGAGUCAUGUGCUCAACCUCAAUAAAUGAAAGUUCUGAACUCUUCAAGCUUUAACCAACAACAUAAAAGCCUUGCUAUUAAACUUGGUCUACUCUGUAAUGGAGGGACGCGGGUGGCGCUGUGGGUUAAACCACAGAGGCUAGGACUUGCCGAUCGGAAGGUCAGUGGUUUGAAUCCCCAUGACGGGGUGAGCUCCUGUUGCUCGGUCCCAGCUCCUGCCAACCUAGCAAUUCGAAAGGACGUCAAAGUGCAAGUAGAUAAAUAGGUACCGCUCCGGCAGGAAGGUAAACGGCGUUUCCGUGCGCUGCUCUGGUUCGCCAGAAGCGGCUUAGUCAUGCUGGCCACAUGACCUUGAAGCUGUACGCCGGCUCCCUCGGCCAAUAAAGCGAGAUGAGCGCCGCAACCCCAGAGUCGGCCACGACUGGACCUAAUGGUCAGGGGUCCCUUUACCUUUACCUUUACUUUGUAAUGGCAUACAAAGUGGUAUAGUGGAGUGGUUGGGGAGGCCACGGCCCGGGGCACAUUUUUUUGAGGGGUCAUGACCAGGCACAACCAUGACAGGUUUGUGCAUCAUAGCCUGACUCCGGCACGCGAGGGAGUUGUAGAGAAGGCUUCCUCGCAUAAUGACCCAACGCUGUCAGCCAGCCGCAGCUCCAUUCCCAGGUCAGGCUGGACCCAGGAGCGAAGAAGAUGAGAAUUGGUGGCAGCUUUGCUCCCCGUCCUCGCCUGGCUGGGCUACAGCAUGCAAGUGCACCCUCUGCGCUACUUUGCAAGGCGAGCCACAGCAGGCUCCCUCUCCACCCUGGUGCUCUCAGGGGCAUGCACUGUGCGCCUGCCCCAAGUGGUGGUAGCAUAUGCUGCACCUCUGACACACACUUCAACAACCUAUUAACACUGUUCAAGGCCAGAUUAAGGUGGUUGGGAGGUUCUUCUUUCUGUUCCUUUCACAUUCUUGUGUGUUGCUGGGUGUGGGUAGGAAAGUUUUAGUCCAGAGACUUUACAAUGACAGCAGAAAAAAUUGCAGUUAUGUUUUCUUACGUUGUGAACUGCUCAAUAGUCUUUGGAUGAACAGCAGCAUACAUAUUUAAUUCCAUAGGACCUGUUACAGUCAAACUUCUUAGGAUCUGCAUAUAUAUUUAAAAACAAAUUCAACCGAAAACAAAAUGAAUAUUGUUUACUACACAAACCUCAUCAUAACUAUUUCUAAAAUCAUUAGGAGCAGAAAUAGCAGGUUGGCGUUUCAUAUUUGUUUGACGUUUGUUGUUUGUUUGCUUGCUUAGGCAUUGCUCCAAAUACUAUGUUAGCAAAAAUGUGCAGUGAUAAAAAUAAACCGAAUGGUCAAUAUAGAAUCCCCCCAGAAAGAGAAGCUGUGAUGAACUUUAUCAAAGAUUUAGCCAUUAGAAAGGUGAGCUGAUUUAUUUAUUAUUCAGUGUUCCUUAUUACUGCUGGUAGACUUGUUUACUGUCUUAAACCCUCUUUGCAUCUAAAUUUAACCAUUUACUAUUUUAUACUUUAAUGAAGUAUGAACUCCCAUAUAAAACUGUGUGCAUUUUGUUGUAAAAUUGAAUGCUUUCUGGGAGUAGGGAAUGGAUGCUCCCAAAAUACACUGAUAACAUUUAAUUUUUGUAUCCCUUUCCAUUUGUUGUAUUGGACUUGAGCAAGUGAAGGUUUAGGCCAAAGUUUGAGUGAACAUACAAAACUUCUCAGUUUCUAUGGGGCAUGUGUGCCAUCCAUGGCUUCUUGUUAGAUCUUUUUUGGCUGAGGACUUCCCACAUCAGGAAUAUACUGAAGAUGCCUGUGUGCAUCCUGCUGGGAAAAUGUGACGAACACCCGUAGUGUUUUCUGUUACUAUUUGGUGAACAAUAUAGUAAAUGCCUUGGGAAACUCUUGGUCCUCAUAACAUCACUGGAGAUGAAGAACACAGUAUACUGGGUCUGAAAUUUAAGUAAUAAUUUACACUUGGACACUGAAAUGCUGUAACAUCACAGUGUGACUAAUACUCUUAUAUCUUCCAAAGAGUAAGAUUCCUCUUACUUGCUGUGAUGUUGACCUGUGAUUUUGAGGACCCUUUUUUAAUUUAAUAAUUUGAUCUGUAUGUUAUAUUCUUUUCUCUAUCCAGAGCAUGAACCAAGAAAAUCAGAGCUGUUAAUAUUUUCAUUUUGUUGUUUCAUGAUGGUUCUGUUGUUUAUGAACUUAGACUUUUCAAAAACUGCAUUGAGUAAAAGGCGAAAGAUUUAUACGAUCUGAGGAGAAGCCAGAGUAUUUUUGUUAUUUUUUACUGUGAUUCUUUGUUUUUUCUUUUUUCUUUUUUAUUGUCUGUUUUUUGUAACAUGUGUAUGGUCUGUUUUUUCUUUAUUUUUUGUAACUUUAAAAUUGGAAUAAAUAUUCUUUAAAAAUCAAAAAUCAAAAACUGCAUUGAGUAUUUUGCUAGGAAGUGCUAUAAAAAUCUGAGAAAUAUGAAAUAAGACAAACAUUUGGGGUAGCUCAAAACAACAAGAAUCAGGUAUGGCUAGCUAUAAUACCUUUUAUGUGAUCAGCCAAAAAGUUACAAAGUGAUCAAGCUGUGAAAUAACUUUGCAUAUAGGUGAAAUUUAUUAAAUAUGCUUUCUGCCAGCAUGUAAUACUAUCUAGUUUGGCUUCUGGUUAUUCUAUCCCAAUGUGCUAUAUUAAACUUUGAUUUUGCUAAUAUAAAGAUUACCACUUUUUCUUUGCCUUUGCUCUCUACCUUACAAAGGACUUUUGUGUUCCCAAUUAGUUUUAGAGUAACUGCUGCCAAAGAGAGAGCUGCAUUAUUGUUGUUUUUUGCCCCAGUAGUUUUGAUGUAACCUCAGAUCCUUUUCUGCAUUUGGCACAUAUGCAAAAAUGUUAAAAUGUGAGUGGGAGGUACUCGUGUUGUCAUUCUUCAUGAUUUAGCUCCCUCCCCAAGUCUCUAGAAGUUAAAUCCCCAAAAUUGGAAAUAGAUAUUUUUAAGGGCACAGAAAGCAUACACAUGGAAUACUAAAACAUUAUGCAGUGCAGUGCUUUUGCUAAUGUAUUAGGUUGGCUCCAGAGAAAUAAAUGCCCAUGUCUUUUUCUGCACCUCUUUCUGUUCCAGCCACCACCACCCUGUCCCAACACCCCUGAAAAGCUGUUUUCAGGGGCUGUAACACAAGUGGCCUGGGGGAAUCACUGAAAAAUGAGGUGAACAAAUAUUUAGUGAAUGUGCUGCAAGGCUUUGGAGGACUGCUUAAGAGGAAGGACAGGAAAAUCACCUGCUCUCCUCCUUCCAAAUGUGUUUCUCUGUUUCCAACCCAUUAUGUUUUCCUAGUACAACUGUAACCAAAGUAACAAUCAUCCUCUUGUCUUCAGUGGAGGAUAAAAAUGUGCAGAGCAAAUGAACACUGCAAGCAUUUAAGAGCCUUCUGCAAUGUGCUCAUAGCAGAGGGAUGCAGCUUGCAAAAUAAACCUUGCAUGUGGAAUGUGUCUGUUUUCAUCUGAAAUGUUGGAGGGUAUGCUAACAGGUUUGAGAGGGCUCUAGGCAGACUGAGUUGUGGACUCCCUUGUGCCUACCCCCUCCCCAACAGCAGUGGGCAAGUUCCUUUUCCUUAUUCUUUAUAUGGAAGUGUGCUGCAAAGCACAGGCUGAGCCUGCAGCCACCCACAUAAUCUUCCCUAUAACAUCCCUGAAAAAAAGAAAAAGUGAUGUCAGUGGGCUUUGGUGGGCUCUACAAUUUGCAUGACCAUGCUGGGUGCCGUCAUCCAGAUAUAUGUACAGUAGUACCUUGGUUCUCAAACUUAAUCUGUUCCGGAAGUCCAUUCCAAAACCAAAGCGCUCUGAAACCAAGGCACACUUUCCCAAAGAAAGUAAUGCAAAACGGAUUAAUACAUUCCAGACGUUUAAAAACAACCUCUAAAACAGCAAUUUAACAUUAAUUUUACUAUCAACGUGACCACUGAUCCAUAAAAUGAAAGCAAUAAUCAAUGUACUGUACUAUAAAUUAAAUAAGACAGUAUUGUAGAUGAUAAAAAUUAAAAUUAUUAUUAUUAUUAUUAUUUACCUGCACUGAUGAUAGUCAUUGUUUCGAUGGGGAGCUUUUAUCCAUUUCCACAGUCACAUAAUCAACCAAUCAGUCAGUAAACUGGGUUCCACACAGUCACAAAAACAAAUUAACCAACAAAAACACAAAAUAGCAAAAACAAAAGCGCCAAACUUAAUCCAUUCCGGAAGUCUGUUUGACUUCCGAAAUGUUCGAAAACCAAGGCACAGCUUCUGAUUGGUGCAAGUGCCCUGGAAACAACAGCUGACAGCUUCAUCAGACGUUUGGCUUCUGAAAAACGUUUGAAAACCGGAACACUUACUUCCGGGUUUUCGACAUUUGAGAACCAUGGUGUUUGAGUACCAAGGUGUUUGAGAACCAAGGUACCACUGUACUAGCGUAGUCUACUAAAAUCUGAAGUUUGGGCUAUUAUCAUUAAGCUCAACAGCAUUGUGUGUGUGUCUCCCCCAAGCUGUCUGUUCAUUUGUUUUUGCUUAAUGUUCAGUCUGAAGAAGCUGGCCCCAAUAAAGGUACAGAGAUCAAGGGCUUCUAUAAAAUAUUCAACUUCCAGAAAGCUGUAGCCCUGAAACCUCUUUUUUUCCCUUUCAAUUUAAGCACUGAUAUUAAUAUUGCUCUUGGAAUUAUGCUGGAGUUGGAACACAGUAGAAUGUAUGCAUUUUAUAAAGCAUAAAAUUUCUUAACUAUCUGAAUGCACGUUUUACAGUUCAGCUGAAUCUUCUAUCUUCUAGCUCGGGGGUCACCACUGCAGGAUCUUUGAAGGCCUUUUGGGGGUCUCUGAAGCAACCUGGGGUGUCUGUAAAUUAAAUUGCUUCUCUUUGUUUCAGUCUGUGGAGUGGCUUUAUUGAUUGUGGGAGGGAGGGAGGGAGGGAGUGGUGGCAGAAGAAACAAUGGCCAUUUGUGGAGCAGGCAGAGAGCAGUUAGCCCUACAGAGAGCUUUUUUUCCCCUCAGAGUUUGGGAGCAGUAACAGGGAUUGCUCUCUUUGCUCAGUGGUUUUUUGCCUGCUAGCCACAUCAAGGUUGCAGUGUGCAGUUGCUUUAGCCCCACAGAGAUUCCUUCAGCAAAGUCUUGGGGUGAGGAGAGAAGGAGCAAUGAGCAUCAUCCUGUUUGCUCAAGGAAUAUUAUCUCACCAGCCAAGUGGAGCAGGCAGUUGCUUAGCCCCCAGAGGGUUUUUUCAACAAGGGGAGAGGGGAGAAAAGGAAUGGCGGGGAUUCCUCAUCAGCAAUAUCUUGCCCACCAGCCACAUGGAGCUGGUAACAGGCAAUUGCUUAUCCCUGCAGAGUGGCUUAAAAUUUUUAAUUUAAGUGGCGGGUAGGAGUGAUAGAAAUUGUCCUGUCCACUCAAUAGAUGGGAGUUCCUGAAUAUGUGUGUGUGUGUGUGUGUGUGUGUGUGUGUGUGAGUGAGAGAGAGAAGGCAAGUACAGUGGUACCUCGGGUUAAGUACUUAAUUUGUUCUGGAGGUCCAUUCUUAACCUGAAACUGUUCUUAACCUGAAGCACCACUUUAGCUAAUAGGGCCUCCUGCUGCCGCCGCGCCACCAGAGCACGAUUUCUGUUCUCAUCCUGGUUAGCGGAGUCUGUAACCUGAAGCGUCUGUAACCUGAAGCAUAUGUAACCCAAGGUACCACUGUAUGUAAAUACAUGUGUGUGUGUGUAUCUGUAGUCUGUACAUGUGUGAGACUAAGGAGGAAGUUUGUGAUGUGUGCUCUGUGUGUGAGAGAGAAAGAAAGAAAUGGGAUGAGGUCUGCAUGUACAUGGGCGUAGCCAGGAUUUAUGGGGGGGGCAGGACACCCACCUGUCAUCAUCCUGUCUGGCUCAGUCUAGCAGAUUCAGAAUGAGAUGUCUCAAAUACAGGUUUUUUUAAUUACUUUCUUUUAAUCACAAGUGCUCAGAAAGAUCUGUCAAAAUCUUUCUACAAUUUUAUACUUUUAAUUAAGUAUUUUUAUUUGUUUACUUGAUUUUUUGGGGGAGAGCUGCCCCCCUGCACCCCCAUGUUCAUAUAUGUUCAGUCUGUAUGUGUGUGUGGUCUCUGUGUCUCUGUGAGUGUAAGAGGGAGGGAGGGAGGAAGAGUGAUGUCUGCAUCUAUGUGUUGGAGACAGACGGAUGUAUGUAUUUGUGGUCUGUGUGUCAGUGCGAGAGGGAGUUAGUUUGGUGUGGCCACCUUGUAUAUCUUUUCUGGUACUUGGGAAUGUUGUUAGCAGCAAAAACGUGUGUGUGUGAAAUCCAUAUUGUGUAAUCAGAACAAAAGUUACUGGGUGCAGGCGGUUGUUCAAGAGGAGGGAGGGCAUGAAGCAGCAAUGAAUGUGCUCACUAGUUUUGUGUUAUGCCACACCCCAUGGCAACCAUGUUGUGACUGGUGCCUACACUACCUUCUUAAAAUGCAAAAUGUGCCCACGGAUCCAAAAAGGUUGGUGGCCUCUCUUCUAAUUCAUUGAACAUUGGAGAUUGUCCAAAUGUCAAUGCAGAAGAAUGUAAUAGGUUCACCAGCCAUGGACAGAACUCAACAGGGCCAUAUAAUUAUUCAUUUUUAUUUUUUAAAAAGUUACGUUUUAAGUUAAUGAAUUAAGCACAUGUUGCCCUUUUCUAAUUUAUGUUAAGUGCUCCAAAUCUCAGAACCUUGUCCACCUUUAAUCACUGGAAGUAACUAUGACUGAUGAAUAUUCUCACUUCCAAAGGAAAUGUUUGUAAACUAUGGUUUAAUUGUUUUCCUGGAAGGUCAUUGUUUUAUUAGUGUGCAUUAACUCUCUUCCAGGUGCCUGGCAUAGGAAAAGUAACAGAAAAAAUGCUUAAAGCUCUGAACAUUGUGACUUGUUCAGAACUUUACCAGCAGAGGGCACUAAUUUCUCUUCUCUUCUCUGAAACAUCUUGGCGUAAUUUCUUGGAAAUCUCCCUUGGUUUGGGUUCCACCCAUUUAGAAAGGUAUUUUGUGUGAAUGGGUUGUGUUCAUUUUAGAUGCUUUCAAAUUUUUUGUUAGCUUGUAACAUUGUUACAUAAAAGGAACAAAGGCAAGUCAAUAAUAUGUUUCCUCUAACCGUUCCCACAGAAUUCUUGAGCUUGAAGUCUUUCACAGCCCUGCUUAAGAUCCUUAACUGUAAAAUAGCAACAUACACUUAUAUCUUUUUUAAAUAGUGGGUUGUGUCCAAUGCUGUCCAUGCACAAGCAGAACAGAUUUCCACUUGUUUAGUGGGACUUUCCCUCUCCUCCUCCCUGCUCCCCUGCAGCCACAAAAUCUGCUCCAGAGGGUUGGGAGACCCUCUGGAGUAGGGGUCAACAAACUUUUUCAGCAGGGGGGCGGUCCACUGUCCCUCAGAGCUUGUGGGGGGGGCUGGACUAUAUUUUUUGGGGGGAAAUGAACAAAUUCCUAUGCCCCACAAAUAACCCAGAGAUGCAUUUUAAAUAAAAGCACACAUUCUACUCAUAUAAAAACAUCAGGCAGGCCCCACAAAUAACCCAGAGAUGCAUUUUAAAUAAAAGGGUACAAUCUACUCAUGUAAAAACACGCUGAUUCCCAGACUGUCUGCGAGCCAGAUUUAGAAGGCGAUUGGCUGGAUCCGGCCCCUGGGCCUUAGUUUGUCUACCCAUGCUCUGGAGCAAAUAUUGGGUACAUGCAAGGGGCUGCAGAGUAGGGGAGAGGAUGGUGAUUUCUGCUUACACAGUGUUGAAUUCUGCCCAGCAUCUUUCAAUGAACAAAGCUUAGUUGGUGAGUCUUCGUAUGUUUUCAAUUUUAUUGUGCUCUUCUAAGUGCAUUUUCAAGAGCACUAUGAAACUGACAACUUACCAAAACUGGUGAAACUUAAAUUACAGAUGUUUUUAUUCCUGUUGGGUCACAGCCAGAUAUAGUGAUUAUAAUUUUUUGGGGGGGGGACGACACGUGGGGUUCUGUAUAUUUGUAAUAAUGGUGAUAAAUUAUUAUAUAUAAAUGUUAAAUAAACACACCUGGACACUUCUUUUUUUCUUUUUAAAGGGAUGGAGAAAGAAAAAGCAUGAGCACUGAAAGGUAUGUGCUCAAUUGGCUUUUAGAACCUUUGUAUUGAUUUCACUGUUUUGUUGUUUGCCAUGCCAAGCUCCUUUUGGGAGGAAGAGCAGGAUUAAAAACCCACUAGGGUAUAUAGAACUAACAUGCUUGCCACACAAAAUGUGGAGCUGCUUCUGCUUGAGGAAAAAUAAUUUUCAGUUUAUUUGGCGAUAAAAAUGUGAUUCUAGCAUAAACAAGUCUUUUUCAAUUAGGGAAUCUGAGAACUGUACUGAAAGCUUUCUUUUUUUGAAGAUUAGUAAUGCCACAUAAUAUGCUCAUUACUGUUCCAAGAAAACUUAUUGAGCUGGUUUCCCUCUAUUUUAUUGAAACAGUAACGAGCAUUUGGUUUGCAGUUCUAAUCUGGUAGAAAGAACAGUCUUCCAGAAGAAUGCCUAGGUCUCCAAUAGACAAAUGCUCAAUUAUGUUAGAAUCACAUUUUAAUAAUAAUAAAAAACUCUCAGAAGUUUAGUUUUCCUUAAGCUGUUCAAGCAUUUAUAAAACAAGAUUCAUAAGGCCUUAUGAGAAUAAUUGUGCAAAAUCUCUUAAGAUUAAAAAAAAAAUCAAGAGAAAAUUACCCUAAUGGGUUGGAUCCAGGCCAAUGGAGUUGUACUUGGGUCCCACUGAAAUCAUUGUAAACUGUUAAGUCAUUAUUAACUUGAUUCCCACUAAUUUCAGAGGAGACUGAGAGCAACCUAGGGUUGUGUUCAGUGCUGCAGAAGCAAUGUUCUGUUCAUACAACAACACGCCCCUUCCUUUCCUUUCCCUGCACAGUGCCAACAUCUGCUCCAGAGGGUCCUCCAACCCUUUGGAGCAGAUUUUGUGGGUGCAGGGGAGAAAAAGUGGGGAAGUUCCACUGCAAAAAACAGAAGUCUCUUGCAUGAGCAGUAUGGAGGUCCUGGAUGCAACCCGUAGUCAGGAUCCAACCCAACAUCAUUUCAGACACUCCAUUCAUUCUUAAGCCUUUAUUAUUCAGUAGUAUACUGAAAGUAUACUGCAGCUUAGCUUAAACCUUAAUAUUUUUACUACAUGGAUCAGUAAAAAAAGAUCAAGUUUCUCUAUGCUAUUUGAGGAUAGACUAUUACUAGUCAUUGCUAUGAUUAUGAUUACUUUUCUUUUGGCACACAGGACAUUUAAUGAAAUAAGUGCUGCAGAACAAUAUAGCUUGUGUCAAGAACUUUGCAGUGACCUUGCUCAGGAUUUGAAAAAGGAAGGACUUAAAGUGGGUAAAUUUCUAUAAAAUGUCAGCACUCAGAUCUUCUGCAUCCCUUGUUACAGUAUUUACAUGGGAUGUAUUUUUGUUUUAGCUUUUUCUGGUAAUAUGAAUUAUUUAUGCAAUAAUUUGUUUAGCCUAAAGUAAUUUUGUGUCUCUUAAAAUCAAUUCACCAAGUAAUUUUGCAUAGAACAGAUAUUGUAGUAAAAGCUGUUAAUUAGCAGAAGAAGGAACAGUAAUGGAUUGCCUGUGGUUUUGCUCUGGCCAAGCAUAUAAUGUUCAAACAUUUGAAGGGUAUACCAUUAUUCCUCCUCAUCUAGUUCAUAAUAGAUGCCGCCCAAGGCAAACAUUGUCGUUGAAGAGACUGGUAUACUGUAUGAACUUCAGUUACCCUGCCUAAUCUUGACAUUUAUGGCACCACAAGGAGAAACAUUCAGAGGCGUCUAGUAAAAGUGAAUUGUCGUAGUGGUACUAUAUUCUUAAAGGAAUGAAAACCCUACUUGAGCCCACUAGGAAUUGAGCCUACUCCUGUUUGUACAGCCCUUCCUAGCUUCUAUUCCUUGGUCAUAUUAGAAUGUGACAAAUAGAGGAAUGCAGAUAGUUCUUUUUAUUUCUAUGACUGAACAAAAUUAAGACAGUUGAAUGAUCAGUUGCUUGGCAGCCCCAGAUAAGAUGAAAAAGAACAUGAAAUAUCUGUGAAAAGUUAAUUAUGUAUAAUUGUGAAAAGUUCACGGCAACGGCUUUAUUGCCUUAUUGUUAAGCUAGAUCUAUAAUCUCAGGGUAUAUCCAUUUCAGAAAAAAAGUCUUAAAAUCCUGUUGGUUUUAAUAGGCUAGAACUGUAACUUUAAAGUUGAAGAAUGUAAACUUUGAAGUAAAAACAAGAGCUACUACAGUAAUGUCUGCAGUUUCUACUGAAGAAGAAAUAUUUGCUGUUGCUAAAGACUUGCUUCGGUCAGAAAUGGAGGCUGUGGCCCCACAACCUUUGCGUCUGCGACUGAUGGGUAAGUAUCACUUUAAUUUUUUUACUGAUGGUUAGAAUUCUAUGUGCAACACAGGUAUUGGAUGGAAAAGGCUGCGCUGCACCCCUCUUCUUAAUGUUGUUGUUGGAAAACAUCAAGUAUCAAUAUUGUAGUAAAAUGAAUUGUUAGAACGUUUUCUUAAAAUAUAUAACAUUGUAUAUUUUCUUAAAAUAUACAUCAGCUUCCUUUCAAACAACAUUGGCAACAGAUUUACUUGGUUUUCUAAAAAGGAGAAGUGUGGUGCUACAGUGGGUAUGAAUUGAAUCUACCAAUGUAUGCAAGGGGAUUUUUAUGCAGAAUUUGAUUUCCCUGAACCUCAGCUUUCACUUAAAAAAAAUAGAAAGUAUACCAUCAUGUUUAAGGAGAUGCCACUGAAAACCUUCAGGCAGUGUCAGAAAAAGGCUACAGAAUUCAAGAGAUGAGGAAAUUGUAUAGGUUCAUGUCUAUUGUUCAUGGCCUUUGUUAUAAUACUUUUCUUCUUCCUUUUACCAUGUAACUUGUUCUGCUGUUACUUGCCAAAAUUUCCCAAUAACACAUAAAUGCAAAUACUAGAUUUCCAAAUAAGGCAUGCUAACUUACCAGACUCUAUUAAUUUUUGCUGCAUAAGACUUUCCUAAUUGUGGGCACCAGGAACACUUUGACUUUUAAUCUUUCUUUCAUAAAUACUGAUUAAUAUUUAAAAAUCAAAGAUCCCAAGAGAACCUUCUUACUUGAUAAGAAAUGUUCCUUUGGCAUCAUACAUGUUGAAGUGCAGCAAUGUUUCAAAAACUCUAAAAUCCAUGAUUUUGAAUAGCAUGUAGAUUUUAGGCUUUCAUGGUGAGAGUUAUUAAAAUGAUCUAUUUGCAAUAGUUUUUCCCCCAAUUUAUAUAGCAGAUCAAGACUGUAAUUCUGGUCCAAACUGCAUAUACAGUGGUACCUUGGUUUAAGAACAGCUUAGUUUAUUAACAACUUGGAUUAAGAACGCUGCAAACCCGGAAGUAGGUAUUUUGGUUUGUGAACUUUGCCUUGGAAGCAGAACAUGUUCCACUUCCUGUUGACUGUGUUCCAUUUGUAAAUUGAGUCCUCCGCUGCUAUGGGAAAGCACACCUUGGUUUAAGAACACUUUGGUUUAAGAACGAACUUCCAGAACGGAUUAAGUUUGUAAACCGAGGUACCACUGUACUUAAGUUCUAUGCAUUUUGAUGAGAUUUUAAACUCUGUUGCCAUUAAACUAUAUGCUGUAUAUUUAUCAUAUUCAGGUAUACGGGUAUCAGGUUUUCUAAAUGAAGAAGAAAAGAAAUAUCAACAAAAGAGCAUUGUUAAUUUCCUAGAGCCUGGAAAACAUAUCAGUACUACCGGGCUCUUUCCUAGGAAAUCGGAAGAGGAAAUUUUUCCAAAUGCUUCUGAGAAGGAGAGUUUUUUCAAUAAAAAGCGAGCUACAAGACAGCAAACUAAUCAAGCAGCUUCUUUAAACAUGUCUCCAAACAAGCAGAACCUACAAGAUAUGAAGUCAUUAGUGAAGUCAGUUGAACCAGCAGAGAAUAAUGGUGCACAUCAGAUCUUCAUUUGUCCUGUUUGCUUUGAAGAACAUCAAGAUAGCACGUUAGAGGCAUUUAACAGGCAUAUUGACAGGUGUCUUAGUGGAACGUUGGAAGAAGAUAUUACAGAUAACAGCAAAUCAUGGGAGAAUACAACUGAGUUGUCUGUAAACAUGGAAAAGGAAGAAUGUCAGAAAGAUAAAACAAGUAAGCCACAGAUUGAAGUACAGCCAGCAGAGAUAGUUGAUAAUGCUACAAACAGAAGCACAGACAUUUUUCCUAAGCUGCAAGAUGAUGAACACAGUAGGGAGAGUGAGUGUAGCCUUUCUAGUAACUUUGGAUUUGAUACAUGUGCAAAACAGGAUUUUCCCUCUAAUGUCUUAUCUGUGGAAAAAGAAGAAUAUUUUGAAGAGUCCAGUUCUUCGGAAAUUAAGUUGCCAUGUUUUCCUGAUGCUACUGAAAACAAGGUUUUAGUUUGCCCAGUCUGCAAUUUAGAACAAAAAACAACAGACCUUGCUCUGUUUAACAGGCAUGUGGAUGUUUGUUUGAACAAAGGAAUUAUCAAGCAGUUGACAGAAGAGUCAAAAAGCCUCGGUGAGUAUUCUGUUUAUCACUCAUUUUUUUAAAAUGCAAAAUAUAUUUUGAACACAUUAGUACCAUAAAUAUGGUGCAGCAAACUAAUUCACAUAGGUGUUUGCAAAGGAGUUGGCCAUGUCCUGUUUUAUGAAGAAAUAGGCUUAUUUUUCUUCAGAAAAAACAAAAGCUGCUUCAUGAACUCUGAUGAACUUAGGAUAUAUAAAGAUAUAAAAUAAAUUAUGCCAGGUUAUUGAUUUGCCCAUGUUCUCUGGAAGUUAUAUGAUACAUCAAUCCUACCUUGGGUGAGGACCACCUAGAAUAGGAAGUUUGCUUCCCAUUCAUUAUGAAUAACCCUUAACUACCUAGUAUGGUAGUUCCCCUCCCCAAACCGGGGUUCCCACUUAUCAUACAAACCUCCUGCAGAAUCUAUUAUUGUUUUCAAUUAAAACAUUGUGAAUGUUCCUCAUUUUUCUUCAGGAAUCUUGGACAGAGGACAGAAUAGUACAAAUUCCACAGUAGGAAAAAAACGGUAAGCUCUGUGUAAACAUUUCUUAAAGUAUUUAGAACAGGGGUGGGGACCCUUUUUGAUGCCACUGACCAAAUCCUUAUCAGGUUUGGCUUCACAGACCAAAUUUAACAGGUGAGCUGAGAUGUUCACCUGCCAAUCGCAUUACAUCUCUAUGGUGUCACAAUCUUGACUGGUGGGUUGUCAAAAACUCUUGCACAACUUUGCAAGUCUCCCCACUCUCUCCCUUUAAACACCUGAACUCAGAGGUUUAAAGCAGGAGCAUGGCGAGACUUUAAUUAAUUUAAUGGUAUGUAUUUAAUGGUAUGUGUUUUUCUUUCAUUUCAGGUCUGGAACACUGGUUCCCCAGUCGACAUCUAAAAAAGCCAAGUCAAAUAAUUCUAAGUGUACUAUAGAAAGUUUUUUCAAAUGAAUACUAUUUAUUUUAAGGAAAUUUUCAUCACUGUUAAAGCACAAUACUUUACAUAUGAAGUACAUUGCUCAGGAUUAUGCAGGCUUAAAUUUGUGUAAAAAUUUUUAUAGAAACUUUUACACUAUUCAGAUCACUAUUUUAUUAUCAACUAUUUGCCUUACAAUAACACUUCAUAUUCUGACUUCUUUAAAAGUCAUUUUCAUAGCUCUUUGAUAAAAAAGAAAAAAUGAAGGAUUGUACCUUGGAUAUGGGGCAACUACUAUGCCUCAUUUGAAUGAGAAGAAAAAGAUUUUUUAAACUUGUUUAUGGUUAUCAAUAUCCAAGAGCCCUUGGACAGACCUAAACUGUACUGUUGGAACAUUUUCUGUUCUGUGCCUUUGUAGAAACUGUUUUCAGCGCAAUUGUCCAAAAGGCUCUGCCUUCCCGAAUUAAUGAUUAAGAAGGCAAUGCACUUAGUGAAGUCAACUAGACUAAUUCAGUAAGACUAGAGCAGUGUAACAGAUUCACUGUAAUAAAAACAGGGUAGGAAGUUGUAUAAUCAAAUAAAUCCAGCCUGUGUGUCUAAUUCUCCAAUAAUUGAUCUCAUAUAGAUAUGAUAAACGAUAUUUAGCUCUUAAGUGAAGGAAUUUUACCAAUCAAAUAUUAAAGAUUAUGAAGAGAAAUGUUAAUUUCAUUUGUUUACAUUUUCCAAACAUUGUAAAUGGUAUAUAUAUUUGUGUUUAUAUAAAUUAUCAAAUGUUUUAAAAUAAUUUUAUACAUAGUAUAUUCACAAUGAAAUAUAUCUUCCAAAAUAAAUCUAAUAUAGAAUAUAUUUUCC
This is a messenger RNA of Podarcis lilfordi (Lilford's wall lizard), 29898 nucleotides long. NCBI's taxonomy places the organism in Eukaryota, Metazoa, Chordata, Lepidosauria, Squamata, Lacertidae. The record is from the annotation of a GenBank genome assembly.